AUGAGACUCCUGGCUUUCUUGAGCCUGAUGGCCCUGGUGGCACUGGAGGCAGGGACAGCUUUUCUCCCAAAGGAGGAGAGGAAGAAGAGAGAAGAGCAGACACUCAGAGAAGGUGAUUUUUACCCAGCUCCACCCAUGGGGAACUAUGUCCUGAGCCCAGAAAACUACGGUGAGGUCUUUGACCUGAGUGAUUAUGAGCAGCUCACAGACUACGGAGACCAGCUCCCAGAGGAUAAGGUGACUAGCCUGGCUCCUUCAAACAGGAUCAGUCCCACCAAGAGCUCCACAGCUCCAAGGCUACCCUCUACAAACCCCCUGAUGACCAGGCCUACUACACUGGGCCUCCUGGGCUCCCUGGCCAACCACGGUCUGCCCACCUGUCUGGUCUGCGUGUGCCUUGGUUCCUCUGUGUACUGUGAUGACAUUGACCUAGAGGAACUUCCACCUCUCCCCCAGACAACUGCCUACCUGUAUGCCCGCUUCAACCGCAUCCGCCAUAUCAGGGCUGGAGCCUUUGAAGGGCUGACAAAACUGAAGAGGAUUGACCUCUCUAGCAACUCUAUCUCCUCCAUCGAUAACAACGCUUUCCGCAUGCUGCCCGCCCUUCGGGAUCUGAUCCUCCCAGGGAACCAGCUGGCGGCUCUGCCGGUGCUUCCUCGUGGCAUAGAGUUCCUAGAUGUCCGCCUGAAUCGGCUGCAGAGCUCAGGGAUACAGCGGGACACUUUCAGGGUGAUGGAGAAGCUGCAGUUCCUCUUCCUGGCAGACAACCUGCUGGAGUCCAUCCCCGGGCCUUUCCCCCUGAGCCUGCGCUUGCUGCACCUGCAGAAUAACAGGAUAGAGACCAUGCAGAGAGACACCUUCUGUGACCCCGAGGAGCACAGAUACACUCGCAGGCUGUUGGAAGACAUCCGCCUGGAUGGUAACCCGAUCAACCUCAGCUUCUUCCCCGGCGCCUACUUCUGCCUGCCUCGGCUCCCCAUAGGCCGCUUUACCUAGUGCUGACCCUGCCACUCAUCCCAGGUCAUCUUGGCCCAGCCAGCAUCACAGUCUCCAGCAGCUGCCUUCUCUGUCUU
Otolemur garnettii (small-eared galago) is the source of this 1073-nucleotide messenger RNA. It is a transcript of the gene OPTC, whose product is annotated as opticin. Gene Ontology annotation, molecular function: protein binding. The record is from RefSeq and is a predicted model, not a curated record. The transcript is spliced from 7 exons. NCBI's taxonomy places the organism in Eukaryota, Metazoa, Chordata, Mammalia, Primates, Galagidae. The coding region runs from base 1 to 996 and encodes 331 amino acids.